AUGCUGGACAUUGAACAUUACAUCGAUCAUUUCGCCUCUAACUUGCCCCGCGACGAAGGCGAGGACAGCGACGAUGACGACUUCAUCUGGGAGGGCGCAUACGAAGUGAAAAUUGAACACCACAUGAUCCAGAAAGAAACAUGUCAAGUCAGCUUCCGAAUCAAAUUCAAAUACGGCCCCGAAACCUCCUGGAUCAGCGCUGUAGCCGAAGAGCUCGACCUCCAAAAGCACUACCCGAGUGUGGUCUUGAACUACUGGACGAAGCUUGGUGGCCGCUGCCAAGUCACCGACUUUGAGAAGUAUCACGUCUAUCGAAUCGUCUCCGAGAAGAAGCGCCACUACGAAAUACAAUGGAUUGGGUAUGGCGAGACGGAUACCUCGUGGGAACCUAAGACAAAAAUCAAGAGGAUUUGUCCCGCAGCUAUCGCAGAGUGGAAGACGCGCAGCAUGAUCUGA
Fusarium sp. VM40 is the source of this 456-nucleotide messenger RNA. Lineage: Eukaryota; Fungi; Ascomycota; Sordariomycetes; Hypocreales; Nectriaceae. The record is from the annotation of a GenBank genome assembly.